CGGGAAUUCACGUGUUGUCGUGUUGUUCUAGUCAAACAAACCCAAUCUGCCCUCUCCCCGCCUAUAUAUUUAUUUAUCUCUCCAUCCAGCGCCUUUGUUUUACCUCUUCUUGAACAAAUUAUUCUUCCUUCUGCUCUCUCUAAUCCAAGCCUCUUUCGUCUCUCUAAACUUAAUCAGAGACACCAUGACAGGCAGAGAAAUCCUCCACAAAAUGAAGGAUAUCAGGCAAGUAAAGCUUUUGAAGCUUUUCUGCCCAUUGCAAUGGUCACUGGUUAAAGCGAUACAAUGUGCAUCUGGAUCUGAAGCAACAGUGAAAGGUAAAGGCAAAGUGUCAAACCAUGUUACUUAUGGCUCUCACCUGGUGAAGGGGAAAUCACAUCAUGCUAUGGAAGACUAUGUCGUUUCUGAUCUCAAACAUGUACACAACCAUGACCUUGGCUUGUUUGCAAUAUUUGAUGGCCAUUUGGGCCAUGAUGUCGCAAAUUACUUGCAAAACCACUUGUUUGAUAAUAUCUUAAAAGAGAAAGACUUCUGGACUGACACAGAGAGUGCAAUAAGGAAUGCAUAUAAGAAAACAGAUGAGGAAAUACUGGCGAAAGCGCUCACCUUGGGCAAAGGAGGAUCCACUGCUGUCACAGCAAUAUUGAUCGAUGGCGAGAAGCUUGUAGUGGCAAAUGUGGGAGACUCCAGGGCUGUGCUGUGCAGGAAUGGCCUCCCCAAACAACUGUCGGUCGAUCAUGAACCGAGCAAAGAGAAGCGAAUGAUCGAAAGUCGGGGUGGUUUCGUAUCAAACAUUCCUGGUAUGCAGCAGUUCUUCCCAGAAUGUGCAGGGGACGUUCCACGUGUCGACGGACAGUUGGCAGUGGCGAGGGCAUUUGGUGACAAGAGCUUGAAGAUACACCUCAGCUCGGAGCCUGACGUGUCUGAGGAGGCAGUAGAUGAUGAAGCCGAGUUCAUCAUUCUAGCAAGUGAUGGCAUUUGGAAGGUGAUGUCGAAUGAAGUGGCAGUGGACUCCAUCAAGGCGAUAAAGGAUCCUCAAUUAGCAGCGAAGCACCUGAUCGACGAGGCCCUUUCGAGGAAGAGCAAGGACGACAUAUCUUGCAUAGUUGUAAGAUUCCAAUAAUACACUGUAUAUAUGGAUCCCUGCAGAUGGUGAAAAAUCACCAGCUGUUGUUCUAUUGUAUCAUGCAUGUGUGUGUAUUGCAACCCGUAUAAAAGCUUCUCUUUUUUUGGAUUUGGAUGGCAGCUAGCUAGCCAGCCCCGUUUUUUUUGUUCUGCUAUCCCUGUAUAAUUAAGCAAAAUGGAUCUCAGUUCUGUUCAAGUUCUCAACUUCUUUGGAUGUAGUUAACGUUUCUGUUUUCCGGCGAGAAAACUAGC
Molecule: messenger RNA, 1377 nt
Organism: Linum tenue
Lineage: Eukaryota; Viridiplantae; Streptophyta; Magnoliopsida; Malpighiales; Linaceae
Source: the annotation of a GenBank genome assembly